AUGGUGGCAGAUGUCCACGUAGGAACUGAUGAAAGUGAGGAAGAAGGUUCGAUGUCAUCUGAUGAGGAGAUUUUCGUCAGCAGGCGCUCACGUAAGCGAAGAUUUGUAAUAGACUCAGAUGAUAAUACAUCCGAUGCAGGUCAGUUGGGGUCUGAGUCUAUGCAGCAUCAGCAGGAGCCGCAGGAGCCUGAAUCAUCAUUUGUGAUCCGUUCCAAUAAAAAUCACCUUUAUGGAAAGAGCGGUUAUAAAUGGUCUACUAGACCUCGCAAUCCACGAGCAAGAACAUCUUCUCGUAAUGUGAUUUACGUAGUCCCUGGAUCUGCAGGUGUAGCCAAAGAGAUAACAGACCCCAGAGAAUUAUUUAUAUAUAUUAUAUUAUAUUUACAGGAGAAGUAUAUCAACUCGCAUACUUUCAUUAACGAAGUGAAGGCUUUACUGGGUCUCUUGAUACAAUCAGCGGCUAUAAAAAGUAACCACUUGCCCACUAGAACACUAUUUGACCACAAAAGGAGUGCAAUUACUUUUAAAGCGUGCAUGAGUGCUGAUAGGUUUGAUUUCUUACUGAGAUGCCUUAGGUUUGACGACAAGACAACAAGAACAGAGGGCCUCUGA
Parnassius mnemosyne (clouded apollo) is the source of this 612-nucleotide messenger RNA. Lineage: Eukaryota; Metazoa; Arthropoda; Insecta; Lepidoptera; Papilionidae. The record is from the annotation of a GenBank genome assembly.